AUGCCUGGAGAUUUAGCAACCGAAAUACGGCCAUCACAGCCAUUAUUCCCUAGGCCAACAUCGGGCACAACAACAGUUGCCGCCGCACCCACUUUAUCGAUUAGUGAUUUUAUAACAUUUCGUCUAUUUCCAACACAAGCAACCGCCGCAACAUCUCUAAAUCAGGACGAAACGGACAACAAUACGCAUAACGAUUUCAUGCAAAUAGGCCAGCUGACGCCACGAUAUGCCAUGGACGAUAGAUUCCAUCGUGAAGAUGAACGCUUAAAGACGUUCGAAAAUUGGCCAUUGGAAUUUUUGGAUCGCAAUGAAUUGGCCCGUUCCGGUAUGUUCUAUAUGGGCGAAUCGGACAAGACAAAAUGCUACUUCUGUGAGGUGGAAAUUGGCCGCUGGGAACGUGAAGAUCAACCUGUACCUGAACAUCUGCGCUGGUCGCCCAAUUGUCCGCUUUUAAGGCGACGCACCACAAAUAAUGUGCCCAUUAAUGCUGAGCUCUUAGAGCGUACCCUACCCGCCCCUAGCUAUGACAUUUGUGGAGCAAAUGACAUUGAAAUCCGAAGAAAUGCAUUUGCCGAAGGCACAAUUCCAGCGCCCCUGAUGGCUGAUAUACCACCCGCCUCACCAAUGUUAAUGGCUGCAGGCGUCAGUAGUAGCGGUAGUGGAAUGACACCAGGGGGCACCUUUUUCCCCGAGGUGCCAGAAUAUGCCAUUGAAACGGCCCGUAUACGAUCCUUUGCCGAAUGGCCCAGAAACAUGAAACAGAGACCCGAACAAUUGGCAGAGGCUGGCUUCUUCUAUACCGGUGUGGGUGAUCGUGUCAAGUGUUUCAGCUGUGGUGGUGGCCUUAAGGAUUGGGAUGAUGAUGACGAACCCUGGGAACAGCAUGCCUUGUGGAUGAGCAAAUGUCGUUUUGUAAAGUUGAUGAAAGGUGACGCCUUCAUUGAGGCCGUGGCAAAUAAGUUGAUGAAAAAGCCAACAAGUAAUAACAGCACUCCAGCACCUUCAUCGGAAUCAUCGUCGGAGUCCUCUCUGUCCUCGUCCGAAGAAGAGGGGGAGCCAGCAGUACGUCCUGCCGACAAGGAAAUUCAACAAACAAAUUCCACUGCAACAAAAGUAGCAGCAUCUUCAAUCCCCCAACCUUGUUCCAACGAACAGCAGACACCUGCCGGCCAAACUGCGGCUUUUGUCACGUCGCCUCUGGAACAAAAGCGAUCCAGCACAUCAAUACCCGAGGAGAAGUUGUGCAAAAUAUGCUAUGCCAACGAAUACAAUACGGCGUUUUUACCCUGUGGCCAUGUUGUGGCCUGUGCCAAGUGCGCCUCUUCGGUGACAAAAUGUCCCAUGUGCCGCAAGCCCUUUGCCGAUGUAAUGCGAGUUUAUUUCUCUUAGAUCCAGAACAACA
Messenger RNA from Musca vetustissima, 1402 nucleotides. RefSeq names its product death-associated inhibitor of apoptosis 1 (gene Diap1). The transcript has a single exon. Bases 1 to 1389 code for a protein of 462 amino acids. The record is from RefSeq and is a predicted model, not a curated record. Gene Ontology annotation, biological process: positive regulation of protein ubiquitination; regulation of cell cycle; negative regulation of apoptotic process. NCBI's taxonomy places the organism in Eukaryota, Metazoa, Arthropoda, Insecta, Diptera, Muscidae. Gene Ontology annotation, cellular component: cytoplasm; nucleus. Gene Ontology annotation, molecular function: cysteine-type endopeptidase inhibitor activity involved in apoptotic process; ubiquitin protein ligase activity.